AUGUCCACAUGGAGAGCCGUACGAACCAAAACAGGCUGUGUGACCUGUCGGAAGCGUCACAAGAAAUGUGACGAGCAGAGACCAUUCUGCAACAACUGUUCGAGGGCAGCCUUGAUCUGUGGCGGCUAUCAUCAGAUAAGCGUAUGGCAGCCCGGCUACCUGCGCUCCCACAAGAAGCAGCGGCCGGUCGCCACACUGCCCGUGACUGCCGAACCCCAAACAACGCACCAUGUCGACUUAGCCUCUCGAAGCCCAUCUAGCUACAGUCUGAGCGACGACGAGUCCCACGCAAGGACGCUUGAAUGGUGCGCAUCGCAAUCCAGCGGGCCGAGCGAUUCUGCCAACCGUCCUACUCCCCCGGGGCGACGUAGAAGGGGCACUUUCCCACAACCAAGAGCUGCGUCUGCUCUAUACAAGGCAAUACCAUGCUUGGCCGAUGGUGUCAAAGACGAGCUGGAACAAGCGCUACUCUUGCACUAUCUUCGAUCGGUGCCCGAGUCGUUCUCCUCGGCCUUGUCCGCGGUCCCUUUUCGGUCUUUGCUGGCGCCAUUUGCUCUGCGCGACAGAGGCCUGUUGUGCACCCUCUUGAGUAUUUCGGCGCAACAUUUACUCAAGCUUCACACCAUAUCGUCUCAGGCGCCUGCCGUCGCCGUCGAGAGCAAGUAUUGGGCACUCAAAGGGGAAUCUCUCCAGUGCCACUCGGAGAGGGUCAAGAAUGUUUGCGCAGACAUCUCAGCAGCAUCUCCAUCAGCCUCAACCCUAUUGCCAACAUUUGUGAGCACGCUGCUUUUGGUGCAGCUGGACAGUCUCGGACAGGGCAAAAGACAGCAUUGGCGUUUACACCUCCUCGCCGCUGCCGAGAUCGGACGUCGACUGUGCCAGUGUGAAGACGAACCGGCCCAGAGACAGGAUGCAGCACUCGCCGACUUGGAAAUGCACCGCUUUGCUCUGGAACUCUAUCGCUACUACGACGUCCUGGCUUCCAUCACCCUCAAUGAGAACGUCUGUCCGCUUACCUCGGACACGUUCAGUCCCUCGAGACAGAACCUACGUCAGGGUCUCCUCUCGCAAGCAAAUGCCGAUCUCAUCGUUCUCUUGAGCCGGAUUAUUGCACUCCAUCAACGUACAAAACACUUGUUUGUAACAAACGGCAACGAGGAGUCGCUCGCCUGUCUCAGUCCCAUCGACUUUGCAGAAAGCCUGGAGUUGUCCGGCAUUAUCCAGAGUUGGGAGGCCUGUAAUCCUUCGCGCGUAGAACGCCUGCUUGUGGACGCCUAUCGCCAAGCUUGUUUCAUUUGUCUCUACCUCACGGUGGACCCUUCCAAAGGUGAAGAUGUCAAAGUCCAAAAGACACGAGAUUAUGGUCUCGAGUGUCUGGAGGCCAUACUGCGUCACAACGAGGAUCUGGAAUGUUCACUGUUUGCUCCUUUCAUGCUUGGUAUUGUAUCGCCACUCCCAUCACAGCAAGAAUUCGUGCGAAGGUUUCUCCAAUCUAAACUCUUUCAUGGGGCCGACAAUGCCCAGGAAACCUUGCGCUUUCUCCAAACUUGGUGGCGCGAAGAAAUGUAUCGCAAACAAAAUUUCAUGUGGACCUGGGAAGCGAAACUGAAUUCGGAGCAAUGGUGCUUGGUGCUAUUUUGA
This is a messenger RNA of Fonsecaea monophora, 1641 nucleotides long. RefSeq lists its product as hypothetical. The transcript is spliced from 3 exons. The coding region runs from base 1 to 1641 and encodes 546 amino acids. Gene Ontology annotation, molecular function: transcription cis-regulatory region binding; DNA-binding transcription factor activity, RNA polymerase II-specific; zinc ion binding. Gene Ontology annotation, cellular component: nucleus. The record is from RefSeq and is a predicted model, not a curated record. Gene Ontology annotation, biological process: positive regulation of transcription by RNA polymerase II. NCBI's taxonomy places the organism in Eukaryota, Fungi, Ascomycota, Eurotiomycetes, Chaetothyriales, Herpotrichiellaceae.